This is a messenger RNA of Musa acuminata subsp. malaccensis (wild Malaysian banana), 1928 nucleotides long. RefSeq names its product dol-P-Man:Man(7)GlcNAc(2)-PP-Dol alpha-1,6-mannosyltransferase. NCBI's taxonomy places the organism in Eukaryota, Viridiplantae, Streptophyta, Magnoliopsida, Zingiberales, Musaceae. Gene Ontology annotation, biological process: protein N-linked glycosylation. Gene Ontology annotation, molecular function: alpha-1,6-mannosyltransferase activity. The record is from RefSeq and is a predicted model, not a curated record. Gene Ontology annotation, cellular component: endoplasmic reticulum membrane.
UAUAGUAUACUCUUGUCCUCGGCGCGUACGUCUCCACCGACGGUAUCAAGAAGAACGGCGAUCCAAAACGGAGGGGACAUCGGUUUACGAAUAAUUAGAUCUUCGGGCAGAUGACGACGACCGCGCCCCCUUCCUCUUCCUCCUCGGGAUUCUCCAAGUAUCUUCGAGAUUUCGGCUGGGACCUGCUUAUUGGAUCGAUUGCCGCCUUUUACGUGAUCAUGGUGCCCUAUACAAAGGUUGAAGAGAGCUUCAAUGUCCAGGCAAUGCAUGAUAUACUUUAUCACAGGCAUCACAUCGAUAAGUAUGACCACUUGGACUUUCCUGGUGUUGUUCCUCGCACUUUUAUGGGUGCACUAAUCUUCUCAGUUUUGGCAUCACCACUUGUGCUUUUGAUGCAUGCUAUCCACCUUCCAAAAAUAUACAGUCUAUUGGCAGUUCGCAUGAUGGAAGGCUGCAUUGUGUUGUUGGCGCUGCGGUUCUUUCGGAUCCAGCAGGUCAGGAGAAAAUUUGGAUAUCAUGUUGAAGCAUUCUUUGCCAUAUUAACAGCUGUACAGUUUCACUUAUUGUUCUACUCGACCCGCCCUCUUCCAAACAUACUAGCUUUUGGCUUAGUUAACUUGGCAUAUUCUUUCUGGUUCAAAGGAAAUCCAUAUGCAACUCUCAGAUGUCUGACUUGUGCUUCAAUCGUAUUUAGAUGUGAUACUGUGCUGCUCUUUGGACCAAUUGGAAUCGAACUUUUGCUGAGCAAGUCCAUCUCCAUUUCUGAGGCAAUAAAGUGCUGUAUAUCUUCUGCCUUUCUUUGUAUAGUCUUCACAGUACUGCUUGAUACUGUAAUGUGGCAAAGAAUUUUGUGGCCAGAGCUGGAGGUUUUUUGGUUUAACUCUGUUUUAAAUCGGAGUUCAGAAUGGGGUACACAAUCAUUUCAUUGGUACUUCACUUCAGCACUUCCUCGCUCCUUGCUUGUGGCAUAUCCUCUCUGCCUGGCAGGAGUCCUGCUUGACAGGAGGGUUAUGCAAUACAUUGUUCCUGUUUUCUGCUUUGUUUUACUUUACUCAAAACUUCCACACAAGGAGCUUCGUUUUAUAAUUGGUUCCAUUCCUAUGUUCAAUGUAUCUGCAGCAAUUACAGCAAGCAGACUAUAUAUCAAUAAGAAGAAGGAUGGCUGGAGGUGGCUCUACAUAAUGUUGCUUGGAUCUUUUCUUGUCAGUCUAGGAUGCUCUGUUAUGACAUUCAUUGCAUCCUAUUACAAUUAUCCUGGAGCUUAUGCUUUGAAGGCUCUGCAUCAAGCGGACACCUCUAAUACGACAAAAGAGAAGUUUGUUCACAUUGAUGCCUUCACAGCGAUGAAUGGAGUUUCUCGUUUUUGCGAAAAUGAAUAUCCUUGGAGAUACUCAAAAGAGGAAGGAAUUGCCUUGGAUGAGUAUCAUGACAGAAAUUUUACAUACCUGCUGAAUGAGCAUUUUCACAUUGAUGGGUACAAGUGCUUGUUUGCGGUAAAUGGAUUCUCUGGAGCCCGUCUUCAGGUUGGCUUUCCACCAUUUCUCUUGUUAAAGGAGCCAAAAGUAUUUGUUCAUGGAAACAUGAGAGAUGGGGAUAUUGACCAUUUUAGUUGGCCAGGUUGCCCAUGAUAUCACCUGCAGAAGUGUAUCCACUGGAGCAGGCAUAAUCAUGUAUCUUCACCUAAAAGGGUAUGAGCACGAGGCAUUAUUAGAGAACGCCUUUGCUUUGAUAGUAUCUGCACUUCGAGGCAUUGGAAAUUUUGGAUGAUUAAUAUACUUUGGCCAAUUGCAAAUUCAAAAUUGUGCAUCUGAGAUUUUUGUAUCAAUUUACAUUGUAGAAUAGUUUGAUCAUUGUUUUAAGAUGGCCAUAGCAUAUAUCCAUGGGGUGGCUGAAUGCCAGAUGAGACUGAACCAAAAGGUAGCUUUGGA